Serpula lacrymans var. lacrymans S7.9 is the source of this 549-nucleotide messenger RNA. RefSeq lists its product as uncharacterized. NCBI's taxonomy places the organism in Eukaryota, Fungi, Basidiomycota, Agaricomycetes, Boletales, Serpulaceae. Bases 99 to 278 code for a protein of 59 amino acids. The record is from RefSeq and is a predicted model, not a curated record. The transcript is spliced from 3 exons.
GAGGCACUGCAUGCACUAUAAAGCCUAGCGUUACCCCCACCUCUUCCACAUCUCCAAACAUCUUUCAGCCCUCUCACUUUUAUAUCCCGCUGAACAACAUGUCAACGCCAAGAAAGGGAGCUAAGACUGCCUCUCCUCCCACUGGAGGUGCUAAAAGCGGUCCCACCGCAAAGAACACCCCGCCAGUGCAGAGCAAAGGUGCAUCACCCGCGGUACCUGCCAGCGUUGAGGCACCUGCCGGUAAAGCCAAGGCUCCCAAGGCUCCCAAGAAGAAGUAAAUGUGGUGAACUUGAACAUACGCGCGGUGUCCUCGAGUAGCACAUAGAGAAUUUAGUUACGCGAAGAACCUGGAAAGGCCAGGGUAGUGUCCUACUCAGACACGCCCCCUGGGUCAUUUCUUGAAGCAUCAUGGAUAAGCUCGAUAUCAAUUGUAAACUGUAAUAAUACAGUUAUUUUCGGAUCAAUAUUCAAAACAUGGCGUAAAAUGGGAGAUGAAUGUCGGUUGGGCUACUGCUACUGUCAGGUAACAUCUAAUGCAGAUUGACUCAC